AUGUGUCGACAGAAUGUGUCACCGCCCGUCGAUGUGCAGUCGACGGCGGACCGGAAACGUGAAGGACCGGAACGCUCGGCGAAGCGCGACAGACAGUAUGGCACCGUGACGGCCGCGAGUCAAAACAAUGCUCCGGUUAAGGGCAGAAAUGGACCACAGACGCCCCUGUCCCAGUCGCCGCCGAGUGCCUCUUGCAGCCCGUUCGCCACGAACGGCGGUGGCGGCGGUGGUGGCGGCUACCACGGUGGGCAGGUGUUCUUCCCACGAACGCCGGGCCCGGCCACCGGCGGCCGUAAUGGCGGUCGCGUGUUUUUCCACCAGAGCGGCGGCACAUCCGGUGGCGUCGGAGGCAGCGGCAGCAUCGGUAGCGCCCAGCAGCAGCCACAGCAGCAGCAGCCACCAACGUCGGCAGCCGCGGCCACCACCACCGCCAUCAAUCCCCAUUCCCAGCCGACCCCGGUGUCGGCCAGCAGCCAUUCCAGUAGCAGCGGUGUCAGCAGCUCCAACGACACCCCAUCGUGCUCGUCCGGCACUCCGCAUCACAACUGCAGCGGUCAAUAUCAACCGAUCCAGUUCAACUGGCAGGACGACGGUGACUCGAGCGGUGAAUCGGAAUCUUCGUCGUCGCGCGGAUCCUCUUCGUCCUCGUCGGGCUGCAGCAUGCACUGUGGACUGUCGACCGAUGGGGCGACCGGUGGAUCGCUGGCCACGACCCCCAUCAUCGCGGGUCCGGCGUCGGCUGGUGUCGGCGGUGCCGGAGUCCCGCCACACCUGGACUACAUGGCCCGCCGCGAGAUGCUCCAAGAGUUCCCGGGCCAGAUUCCGCAGCGCCGGCGCAAGUCGCGUACGCCGAAGAAACCGGGGGUUAUGGGCAAACCUUUGAUGUGGCAAGUGGCUGUGACGGCUGCCCUGAUCGUGCUCGGUUGCAGCUACCUGGCCGCUAGGUAGAAGCGUCGAACCGAACUCCCGG
This is a messenger RNA of Anopheles cruzii, 970 nucleotides long. RefSeq lists its product as uncharacterized. The record is from RefSeq and is a predicted model, not a curated record. Lineage: Eukaryota; Metazoa; Arthropoda; Insecta; Diptera; Culicidae. Bases 1 to 948 code for a protein of 315 amino acids. The transcript is spliced from 4 exons.